Molecule: messenger RNA, 1936 nt
Organism: Fundulus heteroclitus (mummichog)
Lineage: Eukaryota; Metazoa; Chordata; Actinopteri; Cyprinodontiformes; Fundulidae
Gene: abi3a
Product: ABI family, member 3a
Exons: 12
Coding region: 122-1777 (551 amino acids)
Cellular component (GO): lamellipodium
Molecular function (GO): SH3 domain binding
Source: RefSeq, a predicted model, not a curated record
AUCUCUGUCUGCAGCAGUAGAGGAAACUUGUAGCUGCAGAGUGAAGUUUGUCAGAAACAGGAGGAUCAUCAUCACUUCAUCACUCCGUGUUGCUCUGCAGCUUCUGGACUACUCUUGGAUCAUGAAGGAUCAGAACUUUAAGGAGGAGGUGGCGAAGAUUCUGGAAGAAGCUCCAAAUGCCAGAAAAGCUCUCCAAGAAAACUACGAAAACCUGCUGAAUGUGGCUGACUACUGCUACAACACCUACACACAGUCGGGUGACAACACCUUGAAGGCGCUGGAGGAAACUAAAAAGUUUACCACCCAGUCGCUGGCCAGUGUUGCGUAUCAGAUCAGCACCCUGGCCAACAGCGUCCUCAGUCUGCUUGACGCCCAGACCAAUCAGCUCCGUCAAAUGGAGUCCUCCAUUACUCUGAUUGGUCAGACUGUGGAAAUGCACAAAGAGAAAGUUUCUCGGCGGGAGAUCGGGGCCUUCACAACAGUCAGACGAGUUCCUCGCAACCAUAAGAUCAUUCCUCCAACCGGCGUGCAGCCCCGCCCACCAUACAGCCGCCAGCCAAUCAACUACCAGCAGCUGGACCAGCUGGGCCAUGGCAUUAAGGUCCCUGGGAAACAGCCAGAGAAAACGGGAACGAUCCGGAAACACGGAGCCUCCGUCAGGUCCAACAAAGCCCCAGAGCCGGUGCAGUGCCCAGUGGCGCCCCCUGCUGGAGGGUCCAGCUUUGGCAAAGCUGUGGCUCCGCCCACCAUCCCCACCACCUGGCAGGCCCCACCUGAGAGUGACAUCAUCACAACUUUGCUGGAUGAAGCUCCUCCUCCUCCUCCAGCUGACGAGUCGUGGGCUCAGGAGGGCGGGGUCAUCUCAGGCCUGCCCCCUCCUCCUCCUCCUCCUGGUUCCUCAGGAGUGAUGGUGGCUCCAACAGCUCCUCCUCCUCCACCUCCUCCUCCUCCUCCUGCCUCCUCAGGGGCUGUGAUCAAUCAAAGUGCGCCUCCUGCUCCUCCUCCACCACCACCUCCUCCUUCUGCAGGGGCUGUGAUCAACCACGGGGCUCCAGCUCCUCCUCCAAUCCCAGGCCCUAGCCUAGAAACAGUGGUGGAGGAGAACAGCCUCCCACCUCCUCCUCUGGAUGAUAAUGGCUUCCCACCAUUACCCAACGACGGCUCAGAUCUGCUGCCCCCACCACCUCCAACCCCCCAGGAAACAGACGUGACCCUCACAUCCAGGAGGAGUCGCCGCCGCCGCUCGCCUCCAACCACUCGCUCUGUCUCUCUGAGGGUCCGCUCAGGCCCCGCCUCUCGCUGCCGCUACACUCGCUCCCUCUUCCUGCCUGCCGUCCAGCCAUUCAUGAUCCCCCCUCCUCCUCCCUACCCUCCCCCCAACGCCCCCCAGGACCUCUCCAUCUCCUCCUCCUCCUUCACCCUGCUCUCUCGCUCCUCCUCCUCUUCACCUCGGCUUUGCGUGCCUGCUCGACUCGAACACCUGGAUCUUCAGGUCUUAGCCCCGCCCCCUCCUCUUCCAUUGGAUGAUGUUGGAUGUUUUGAUGACAUCAUGCCACCCCUCCCUCCUCCGGUGGACUAUGACACCAAUGUUCCGGCAGACUACCUGGAGAAAGUGGUGGCGCUGUACUCUUACGAGGCCUCAAAACCUGACGACCUCCAGCUCACCGAGGGGGACGUCAUCUACGUGAAACGUCGCCACGAUGACGGCUGGUGUGAGGGCGUCUGCAAUGGCCGCGAGGGCUUCUUCCCACAGAACUACGUCCAGUCAUGUGACUAGAUGAAGCCACGCCCCCUUUGUGUUGUUAUGGAGACUUAUAUUCUUUCCAUCCGUUUUAUUGUUGCAGGUGAUUUUUUUUAUUCCAACUUUAAGCAAGUAGAGUUCAGAGAUUAUCUUCUGUCUGACUGUAAAUAGAACAAUAAAGUUUAUUGCCUGAAA